AUGGAUAUUUUAUUUAAGUUUCGUUAUUUUAUUACAGACUUGCAUAAUCAAUUAGUGAAUCAAUAUCCAAAAUUUUUACGAUCAUUGCCGUGGAAAACAAAACAAGUGACUGCUUAUCGUGGUCAAGGAAUGAAAGUCGAAGAGUUACAAAAUUUCAAAGAAAAUAUUGGUCAACUCCUGUCAAUGAAUUCAUUUUUCUCGACAAGUUUAAGUGAAGAAACUGCACUCAAAUUUGCACUUGAUGCUUUGGGAAAAUCAGAUCUAGUUGGUGUUCUAUUUCAUAUUCAAAUAGAUAUAACUGUAAAAUAUGCAAAACCGUUUGCUAAUAUUGGACAAUUAAGUUAUUAUAGACAUGAAAAGGAAGUGUUAUUCACAAUGGGUAGUAUAUUUCGUAUUGAUUCAGUUGAAAAGACACAACAAAUUGAUGACAAUUCAAUCUGGAUAAUUAAUCUAACAUUAAAUAAUGAUGAUAAUAAAGAAUUGAAACAUCUAAAUGAGUAUUUAAGAUGA
Rotaria sp. Silwood1 is the source of this 510-nucleotide messenger RNA. The record is from the annotation of a GenBank genome assembly. Lineage: Eukaryota; Metazoa; Rotifera; Eurotatoria; Philodinida; Philodinidae.